Messenger RNA from Paracoccidioides brasiliensis Pb18, 519 nucleotides. RefSeq lists its product as uncharacterized. The transcript has 2 exons. Bases 1 to 519 code for a protein of 172 amino acids. The record is from RefSeq and is a predicted model, not a curated record.
AUGGGUAUCAGACAAGCAGCACCCGGAGGUGGAACUCCUCGAGCUAGCAGGUCAGAAAAUGUCCAAGGGGUCCCAAGAAUUAUUGGCCACAGCACCAUCACCAGCGUCGCUGACAUGAAUAUCCGUCGAAAGUCAUCUUCCAGGAAAUGCAGGUCCCCAGAUGAGGGGAUGCAGGCGUUCAAACAAUCGUAUUUCAUCAAUCAACCAUCAAGGGACACCCGGGAAGAGAAUGAACCAGCUUUCUCCAUUCACUCAGCGCACAAGCCGAGCCUCUUCACCAGGAAUGGUGAAGAACUCCAUGACGACUGUGUCCUCUGGUGUCUGGUAAUCUCACCUGCUGGCUGGGCAAUCUAUGACUACAGGUCAUCCUUGGAGCUUCUCACAGCGCUUCAUGAUGCAACAGAGGUGCAUCGAUCUCUUCACCUGGAUGGGAACAUUCUUCAUCAGGAUAUUUCAGAAAACAAUAUAACAAUAUCCGAACCGAUCCUCAAAUGGCGGAAGGUCACUGAGGCAUGCUAA